AAAGACAAAACAGUAGCAGGGAUCUGUGUCCACUUCCUGUUAAGGCUGAAUAUUCAGCAACACCUGCAAAGCAAGCAGAAGGAUAUGCAGAAGAUCCAACAGUCUUGUCAGUUCGUGUGUGUAGGUUGUUCCUACUGUUCCACUAUUGUACCCAGAAAAAUGCCUUGCCUGAGAGGGAAAGCACAGACUGUCUUGGGCCCUGUGGAGCCAAACCACCUUGGCUAUACGUUGACUCAUGAACACUUGACUAUGAACUACAGCAGCUGUUUUUGUCCACCUUCUCCAGGCCAAGAGCCUCUGUCCGAUGGGCCAAUUGAGAUGAAGAACUUGUUUUGGAUUAAGCAAAAUCCUUACAGCCAUAAAGAAAACCUUCUUUUGUAUCAGGAAACAGAUGCUGUGAAGGAGGAGCUGUUUCAUUUUAAAGCAGCAGGUGGUGGCACGAUUGUGGAAAAUACAACCACAGGAAUUGGUCGGGAUAUGAAUACUUUGAAGAAACUUGCUGAAGAAACUGGAGUCCAUAUUAUUGCUGGGGCUGGGUUUUAUGUGGAUUCCACUCAUUCUUCUCAAACACAGGCCAUGACAGUGGAACAGCUUACAGGCAUUAUUGUUGAUGAGAUACUCAAUGGAGCGGAUGGGACUAACAUCAAAUGUGGUGUGGUGGGAGAAAUAGGUUGCUCCUGGCCUUUGACUCAGAGUGAACACAGAGUGCUUCAGGCAACAGCGCAGGCUCAGUCACAGCUUGGGUGCCCCAUUAUCAUCCAUCCUGGCAGGAACAGUGAUGCACCGUUCCAGAUUAUCCGUGUUCUGCAGGAAGCUGGGGCUGAUGCUUCAAAGACAGUCAUGUCUCACCUUGACAGGACUAUAUUCGAUACAAAGAAACUUCUGGAAUUUGCUAAACUUGGAUGCUAUUUAGAGUAUGACCUAUUUGGUACAGAAUUUCUUCAUUACCAAUUCCAUCCUGAUAUUGACAUGCCGAGUGACAACGAAAGAAUUGCAAGGAUUCGUAUGCUGAUCGAUGAAGGCUAUGAAGACAGAAUUCUGAUUGCUCAUGAUGUGCACACUAAGAAUAGGUUGAUGAAAUAUGGAGGUCAUGGAUAUUCACAUAUCCUUAAAAAUAUAGUUCCUAAAAUGCUGAUUAGAGGCAUAUCACAAGAUAAAAUUGAUAAAAUACUCCUAGCAAAUCCGAAGCGGUGGUUAACUUUUAAGUAAAAAUAAUGAAUAAAUAUCCGUAUUUUAUCGGGAAGCUUGAUAAAAUUCAGAUUUGUUUCAGGAGAGUAGUCAUUUUAAAACUUGAUUCUUUUCAGAGAAACUGGAAGUUAAAUGCGAACAAACUGAUGAUGACUUUUCUUUUUAAAUAAAACAAUAAAAUUAUGUAUUCUCUCUGCAUUUUCUCCCUUCUAAAAAUGUUCAUGAAUGAUUUACUGGAUAUGAGCCUACCUGCUAAAUCUUUUCCACUAAAAUUUUAAAAUAAUUGUUUCUAGAGAGUAAUCUAAUACUAUUACUAAAUGUUACCCAAAAAUAUUUUUGAAGAUGCAUCAUCUGGACUUUGAAGGAAAUUAUGGUUUUCAAUUCAAUUCCCCUUUUCCAGGGGGUGAUUUUAAUCCUUGUAUUAUUGACAAUCUUCUGAUUAUCCUUUAUAGUUUUUAAAUAAUGCUUGCUAAAAUGUCUGGGACUUUUAAAUAGCUUCCACAGACAACAAAAGGAAUCUCGAAUAAUUCUACAAUGAUACUGUUUCUUUCUAGUUUAACAAUUUACUUAUUUUUAACUGAAAGUGUGAAAAAUACAUGGAAAAAUAUAUUUUUGAAUAAAGCAACUUGAUGACCUUUUAAACAAUGUGCAGUAUUACUACUUUUUUCAAUCGCAUUAAUUUUUUGUCCCGAACUUUCGGAAUCUCACAGUGAUCAUGUGAGACUUCAUGCACACCAGCUUCUUUUUGUAAGGAUGUAACACCAAAAGUCAAAAUGUAUUACAUAAUACAGUUUUAAUGAGUUGUAAUAGUUAUAACAAAGGUUGUGAUAUAAGUCUUUACAAAUCAGUAUAUCAAGAUAUGAUGAAAACAGAAGAAAUGUUUGCCUUAUAUGUAUUUUUCACGUAAAGUGUGUUCUUUGCUCUUGUCUAACUUUAACUAGGGCAGGUGAUUUAUCCAAAAAAUGGUCUUAUCCAGUAGCAGCAGUAGCCUCAUUUCAAAAACAUCUUGUAGCAUUGAUCUUUUUCAGUAAAUACCGUAGUAAAUAUGCAUUGCUAGUUGUAAAUGAUCUCUAGCUUGGUACAUUAGUGUUUGAUACCACGUAGAAAAUCUCUAGCUACGCUGCUGUUUUGAGUGUGCUAACCAAUAAAAGCAACAGUGGAAUGAACAGACAUGAAAUCACACAUCUGAUAUUGAAAUACAUUACCUUGUAGAAAAAAAAACAGGAGUAAUCACUACAAUGUACGGAUAUAGGUUGGCACUUUGUCAUAAAGUAAAAGCAUUAACCAUUCUGGUGAGAUAAUACACAAGCAACUGGCAGCACAAUGUCCCUUUGUAAAUCCUAGAUGAGUUAGACUGGUGAUCCUCUCAGCCAGCCUUGACUAACUCGGCAUUUAUUUUGUACUGGACAACUCAAAACAGAAACAGAAAGAGUAACAUGAUUUGUUUAAGAAAAGCUUCACUCAUUCAAACGAGAGAUUUUUAGAUAGAUUUGUGAAAUCUUCAUCAGACUUUUACUGAGCAGCCAGCACUGAAGAGCUUUUUUGUCACAGUGGCAGACACUUUUGACAUAUUAGUGCAGAUAAAUCUGAGUUUGUACCCUUAGUACAUUAGACAAGUUUGCUUGUGGCAAAGUACAUGAAAUAGAAAUGAUAGGGGUAGCCUCUAUUACUCUUUAACAAUUUACAGAAAUGUUACCUUGAUUUUGCCAAAAUGUUAAAAAUAAAUAACAUAACCAACUGUGCUAAGGAGCUAGUUAAUUAUCUUGCUAGAAUUUAGGUUUGGAAUGAAAUCUGCAAGUUUUAACCUGAGAGAAAUAGACAGCCUCCCCUCCCAAAACCAAAACAAAUAAUAAAUCCAUUUUCUCAAGAAAAAUAUUCUGUGGACAUUACUGGUAUGACUGAUUUUAAAGCAUUUUUAUAACUAUGUAACUCAUAGUACCUGUGUUUAGUUUAAUUCUCCAAGCCAUUAAUCCUUUAUAUGGAUUAAACUUCUUUGAGAUUUUAUAUAUAUAUAUCUAUAUAUAUAUAUGAAUGAGAAAAAUAGGUUUUAAUACACACCUUUUUUUUUGCAUGUAAAUAUCUGCUUCUUUCUUUGCAUAUGUGUUAUCAUUUUUGGUAAUAUGCUUAUCUGUGUCCAUUUCAUAGGCACGCCUUACUACAAACUGGUAACUAACUACCAUGGAAAAGGUCUGUGUGACAACAUUUUCUCAUGUGUCAGAUCUCCCAUUCUUCCUUUGUGGGAGUAAUCCCACUAACUUCAGUGAGAUAAGACACCUAAAACAAAUAAGGUUUUGACCCAUUAUAUUCCUACGAAAUGUUCUAGUUGAACAUCUGCAGUAAGUCAUAACUAUUUUAUUAAAAAUAGGACCCAAGUACAGACUAAGUGCUAAAAGACUAAUGAAGACUAGUUGCUGCAAAGAAAACUACCUUAGUCUGAGGAUAUGGAUGCCAGGCUUGCUAAAUAUUUACACAACUAACCAUCAAGAAUGGGCCUGUAAUAAUUGUCUAAAUAUAUAUUUACACAUUUACAAAUUAAAAGCCAAAUCCUUUUUCCAUUAAUAUCAAUGGGAGUUUUGCCAUUGGCUUUGGUGGAAUCAGGGAUUUGAUCCAAUAGAAUAGUUUGUCAACUGUUAUAUUUUUCAGGGAAAGAAAAAAAGAAAGUGUUUCUUCUACCCUUCUUUUUCUUUUAGAACACAGCUAAGGGAAAGACAAAAUUUAAACAACUCCACUGAAUUGAUUUUUAUGUUAAAGGUCUAAUGUAAACCUACAAAGCAGAAACACUGAGUUAAGGCUUGAAGCUGAUUAGUUUCUAGUUUUAAGUGGAAGGAUAAGAAAAGUACAAGGCAAACAAUUCCUUUGGAGAGAGAAAGUAUAUUUUGAUUACCUCUUCCUUUUAUUGUAAAAUCAUUCCUCACCACACUAUGAGUGGACUCCAAGCAUCAUUGUUAGCAAGUAAGUCACAAGAACUGAAGCUGAAGUAUGGAUAAAGCAGCAAGAUCAUAACACAUCAAGGUAUCAUAUACACUGAAGAAAUAGCUCAGUGUCCUUAGGUGGUUUUUUUUCUAUAAAAAUUUGAUCUAUGUAGGACUUCAUUCACAUGGACACUAACAAUGAGGAAGUAUUUGCUUUGGCGGUAGUGGAUCGCACAUCUGUUUAACUUGUUUUAUAAUUUUUUAACAUAAGGUUUCUCUGUGUUGUACAGAUGUGAAUCAGGUAGCAUUCGACUUUUUUUCCCCGCUACUGAGGUGUUCGGUGGUCGCUCUCUGCUGGGGUGCUUGUUUCAUUGACUUCUGCCACGCAAAUCCAUUGCUUAGAAGAGCAAGCUUCAUUUUUGGACUGGUUUGUACUUCCGAGGGGCCAUAAACGAAAGGUGAAGUGGCAUAGCAGAUUAAUUGAGUGCCCGCCGAUGCUCCCGCCUGCGCGGAGCGGCUCCCGGCCCGGCCGAGCUGCCGGCGCUGCCCGGGGGAGGAGACACGCAAACGAACGGGCCCCUCAGCGACCCGCCCGGCACGGCGGGGACACCGAGUCCCGCGUUCAGGCCUCGGGGGCACCGCGAGGAGCGGAUCAAACCCCGCCGGAGGACGACAGUCCUCAGAGGGGACGCGCCUCCCGGCCGCUCCGCAACCGCCCCGGUGCCCGCCGCUAAGAGCCCGCGCCGCCGCGCCGCGCUGGAGCCGGAGCCGGAGCCGGAGCCGGAGCCGGAGCCGAAGGGAGAACGGGAUCCUGCCCGGGUGCCACCUGCCAGGAGAGGAGGAGGCUGACGAGCGCGCUGGAGCAAUUUAUAGGCACCCAAAAGCGCAGGGGAAAGGGGAGCUGCUUUGGCAUCUCAUUCCAGCAUCUGCUCUGCUCUUCCCACUCACAGAGAGUUUGGCAUUACUCUGGCAGUGUGGGAAAUAUAUAUUUUUUUUCCUCUCUCCCUCCCCCACCCCUCCCGCAAACGGAUGAACAGUGAAAUCGUGAGCCUCACUCACUAGCUGCAUCUUGCGAUGACAGCUCUUUCUGGAGCAAACCAAAAGGAAGAGAUGUGCUUAGCAGCCUCUGGGUACCCUUCAGGUCACCGAUCGAGAAUUAAAAGGUCAAUCCACCUCCUGCUUAACGCUCCUCUGAGGCUAUCCUGCCAUAUUAGUGUUUUCUGGGAACUAUCGCUUUAAAUGUAGGGAUGCUUUGCAGUUACCGAUUGUCCAAGUGGAAGUUAUUUGAAAAUAUACCUCACACAGUAAUAGAGAUUAGCAUCUCUCACAAUUUCGGAUCUCCCUUUGCCCCUCUCCCUGAUUACAACCGUAAAGGCAGAGAAGGAAACAGUUCUUUCUGUGAAUUAAAAUUGACAUACUCAUCACAGGCUGCAGUGUUUCCCGGUGUUAAAGCCAGCCACCGCUUUGCUAGCAAACUGACACCGAAGGAAAGAGUUCCCUUUUGUUUAGAAGCCAAAGGAAAGUGUGGGGCAUAUGCAGAUCAACAGAUGCCUGAAUCUGAGAAAAAGGUCUCUCUGGCUUAACUCACAGCAAGGUGUCUUGUUAAAUGUUGGGGGUUUUUUUGUUGUAGUUGUUUUAUUGUUGUUGUUGUUGUCGUUGUUUUCUUGUGUUGUUUCUGUGUGAAAGGUUUCUCCUUCCCAAAGGGCUGGUGGGCACCUCUGUGACUGAGUCGGAAGGUGAAUGUGCAGCAUUAGUGGCAUUUCUUCCAAGAAAAUAUUAAGGAACUUGUCCUGCUUACAGAUAGAUAUACAAGGGAUGAUGGCUGGAAAGAGUGUGACUUAUUACAGCAAGGCAAGAAUCGGAAAUGAGCAACAGCAGCAAAUAGGACAACAACCAAAUAAUAGCAUCUCCAGCGAUGAUCAGAGCGCUGUGAUCUUGUCUUGGAUUUUAUUGGCACAAAUCCCCUCUCCCUUCACCCGUUCUCUUUUCUUUCUUUUCUAUUCCGCAACACAAUAAGGUCAAACAAGCAGGCAGUGGGAAACAAAGAUUCAUUGAUUCCUCCUUUUAAGCAGAAAUGUCAGCAGCUCCUUUUACUCUUUCCUGAGAGACUCAAAGGCAGUAAGUGUGUCCAUGCUGCGUAGAGAUGGGCCAGCCCAGCUCCUUAUCUCCCCAGAAAACUCCCGAUAAAGCUUCCAUAUCCAUAUCCCUCCCCCCCUUUUUUUUUUUUUCCCUUUCGUUCUUUUUUCUUUCCUCUAAUGCUCUCUCUUAAAAAAAUACUUUAUCUGGCACUGACACGAGCUAGCCAGUUCCCUCAGCUAAGGGCUUCCCCUCAAGACCCAGGAAGGCAGUUGAACACACUUAGAGGAUUAUGUUUGUAUCUCAUUGCUCUCUUCACCCCAUAGGAAAGGGCUUUCAGCACUGCUCUUUCAUUGGCAGGAAAAAAAGAAAAGUUGUGCCAAGGCUGAUGGGUCCAUCUCAGUCUCUAGUUGGGCCCUUGAGGCGUUGUAUUUAGUCAUCCCUAACUGAGGUGGUUUUCAUGACAUUGGGAUGUGCGUAAGCCUCCAUUGCAAUGGCUGUGUUACACAUUGGGAAAAUAAUAAAUCUCUUACUUUCAGAUAGACACAAACCUAUCGUGGUCUGUCAAGCCACACUGAUGCUGGGUGACUGGCAUCAAGCACACUCUCAGUUCCUCACUCCAGCUAUGAUAAGCCUGAUUUUUAAAGCAAGGUCCUAACAUACCAACCAUGUUUACCCUCUUAAUAAACAGUUUUAUCCUCA
Messenger RNA from Tyto alba (common barn owl), 6878 nucleotides. It is a transcript of the gene PTER, whose product is annotated as phosphotriesterase related. Gene Ontology annotation, biological process: catabolic process. The transcript has 8 exons. The coding region runs from base 85 to 1209 and encodes 374 amino acids. NCBI's taxonomy places the organism in Eukaryota, Metazoa, Chordata, Aves, Strigiformes, Tytonidae. Gene Ontology annotation, molecular function: zinc ion binding; hydrolase activity, acting on ester bonds. The record is from RefSeq and is a predicted model, not a curated record.